Molecule: messenger RNA, 1376 nt
Organism: Serpula lacrymans var. lacrymans S7.9
Lineage: Eukaryota; Fungi; Basidiomycota; Agaricomycetes; Boletales; Serpulaceae
Exons: 5
Coding region: 385-690 (101 amino acids)
Source: RefSeq, a predicted model, not a curated record
CACGAGAAGAAAACAGUUUAAGGCAUAGCUGCAAACUAAAAAAGCCUUUAAAAAGAUAUGUGGAUUAGCUAAUCAAUAUGAGUGUCGGCCUGAAGCAUAUUCGCGGACUUUCAAACAGAUCAGGUUCCGGUUCGUACGGCCCACUCAUCUUGAUGAUCAAAUGUACAAUUGGCGCCGAUCCCAGUAAAGCAUAGGUUACACUGCUACCAUCACAAACACUCGACAGCACGGUCUCGUGGACGCUCAUCCCAUGCCCACCUUUUCCAAUUUCUCCCAGUCGUAUUCAGGGUCAACGGCAAUUAUAUUACAAUGUUUCAAGCAUAGCAAUCCAGAUACCACGAAAACUGCGCGCUUUAUACAAUGUGCCGAACGUAAACUACAAAGAUGACACUUGAAAUUUUGAAAUGUAGCAAGAGCACCACUCCGAAAUCAGUCGGAACGACUCGCCGUUGCAUGCCAGGACCAAUAUUGUGUGUCGCAGAGGGCACUGUGUCCUGUCUGGCUCAGUAUAUCCCGCUUUACUCACAGUGCGAGCCCCAAAACCGAGAUAUGGAGCCACGGACCAAUAAUGUCAAUAUGGCGAUAUGUAUAGACCUUACAGCUGUGUCAUCCUCCUCAGCGGAUAGCUUGCAUAUAAAAUUCAGUCUUAUGACACUAUUCUACAGUACAAAUACAAUCACCACGGGAUAGUUGCGUGCGACAAUAUGGGUACAUAUAGUACCACGAUGACAUGGCACCGGCGUCAGUCAGAGAUGGUGCGCCCAUUUCAUAUCAAUUCUUUCUACUGACACUAUUCCACGCCGUAGAUCUAUCGCAUCGUGCCACAAUAUCAUAGCGCAAGCGUCAGAGAUGAUGCAUAUAUUUCAUAUUCCUUUUACUGACAGUAUUCCACGCCAUAUCAGGGAUCUAUCGUAUCGUACCAAAAAUUACCAUAGCGCCAGCGUCAGAGAUGGCGCAUUUAUUUCAUAUUCCUUUUACUGACACCAUUCCACGCCGUAUUUAAGGCAUCCAUCGUAUGGUACCUGAUGAUGAUAUGAAAGUGUAUGGGCCGGACAGACCAGAGCAAUAUGGUCGGUAUUACAGUAUGAUACGGCCAAAUGAAAAUGGUAUGUUGGCUCCGUCCUACGUCGCUGGUAGUAGUGACCCCACAAUGGCUUUCGAAGACUGUCUGCGUAUGCAAGGGAGUCUCUUCUCCUUCCCUAUCAGCAUCAGCAUAAGUACACAUCAAACCUCAAUAUUUUUCAUCUUGCGGAUCCUCAGCCGAUUCCAAACAGCCAGAAAACUCUCAUAUACAACAUAGCGCGAUCUUGUGACAUAUAGUCAGUGGAUUUGCGAAUCUGCUUUAGCGUGUUAUCGCCGGCGCUGGUGUUGAUUUG